AUGGAUGUGUUAGCCGCCUUAGACUCUCUAGAUAAAUCGGAAAAACGCUCCAGGGGCGGAACUAACAACAAAUUUGUUGACCCGAUUAAAAGUUCACACUCUCUUCGUCGCCCUCACUCUCUUGAAACAUCUUCACGACCAUCAACCCGUGGCCAACAGCGUCCCACUACUACUCAAGUCCAUCGAGUGUCCAUAACUCGGCCUCCACACAGCGAGCCUACACUGCUCCCCUCAAAAAAUUCUUCCCCAUCUCCAUCUCACCUUUCCAUCGACCAGACCGAACGUUCUGGCUCUAUAACAUCUACAAUACGACGGGUAUCGUUUGUUGAGCCUCCACCGCCACCAUCAACCCGUAGACGACUCAGACUCACGACCAAGGGCGCCUCUCUCCUCAGCGGCUUCGAGUACGACCCAACUCUUGCCACAAAAUACCACGUUGGUGAAGACGAAUGGAAUCAUUUCAGCGAUGCUAUAAUCAAAGAAGCUCGAAUACCCCGACGCGCACGCUAUGCAUGGUUCUUCCACAAAAAUGAUGUAAUGAAACGCAUAAAAAGAGACCUACAGUACAACGGCGAUGUUUCCGCUUGUAUCUCAGCCUGGAAUCGAAUGGACUUUAGAAAAAAAGGCUUCGAAGUGAGCCUCGAACUACCCGGGCCGCCAAAACUUACGCCGAGCAUGAGUGAGGAAGAAAAAGCAGUCAUCAAAAAGCAGGCGCCAUUCUUCCGCCUCGUCCUCUCUCCUACAACUGAGAAGGGACAAAGCAUCUACGUACAGAGUCGCUCAAAUAGUCUUACGGCAGGCAUUUCAGGCGAGGGAAAAACUGAGGCAGCUAUCAAGCCCAAGGUCCAUGACGAACAUCCAGAAAUCAUAAAAGAGACUGAAAAGGAAUAA
Messenger RNA from Blumeria graminis f. sp. triticale, 891 nucleotides. Lineage: Eukaryota; Fungi; Ascomycota; Leotiomycetes; Helotiales; Erysiphaceae. The record is from the annotation of a GenBank genome assembly.